CGGUUGCAAUGUGGAUGAAAAUAUUUUUGUUUUCUAUUUAUUUUACUUUUAUUUUACCUGUUGCGUCUGGUGAAACAACCUUACAACUUGUCCAAGUGUUAUUUCGCCAUGGUGACAGAAGUCAAACGAGCAGCUACCCUACAGACCCAUAUACUGAGGCUGACUGGCCACAGGGAUAUGGUCAACUAAGCAAGAAAGGGAUGAAGCAGCAGUUCAACCUUGGCAGAUACCUGAGACAGAGAUAUGUUACAGAAGCUGGAUUUCUGAAUCCAAGAUACAAAAGAAAUGAGGUGUAUGUCCAGAGUACUGACUAUGACCGUACAAUCAUGAGUGCGACCACCAACCUUGCGGGACUCUUCCCUCCAGCUGUUCAAGAUAAAUGGGACCUUGACUAUGGCUGGCAACCUAUCCCAGUUCAUAUAGUAACAGCAGAUCAUAUAAUGCCUCUUGAGGAUGUCCUUGACUAUUGUAAAAAACCAACAGAUGAGAACAAAGCAGACCCAGUAUGGUUACAGCGAUAUCAGGAAAAUAAGGAGCUUUAUGACUUCAUUGCCAACAAAAGUGGUGUCACACUAGAACCUGGUCUACCUACUUGGCAGAUAAGCGACCAACUUUUCUGUCAGGGCCAACACCCAGAGUUGAACUUCAAGAAGCCAGAAUGGGUGAAUAUAACAGUUCUGGAUCUUUUGAAAGAAGACAGAGAAUACAAGGCUGGGCUGGCACACUCUAACAUUGAUAAUGCAAGGAUGGUCAUAGGUGUGCUAUUGAAUGAGAUGGUCUCCAACAUGAAAUGUAAGAUUUACAAUGACUCUUCCUGCAAUUUCAACACACAUAAGUUUGAUAGGAUCGGCAAACAAGGAAUAAAACUUAACAUGUAUUCAGCUCACGAUACACAGAACCUUGCACUGUUGGCUGCACUGAAAAUUGACAACACCAACUGGCCGGUAUAUUGCCAGACAGUUAUAGUAGAGCUUCAUAAGAGAGCAGACAAAUACUACGUAGAAUUAUAUCUAAGAAAUAAAACAACUAACUUUGAAGACACAUCAGAUGCACCAUUCAACUUAACCAUUCCAGACUGUGGUCAUAGCUGUCCCUUUGAAAGAUUUGUAGAGCUGACGUCUAAUGUGACAAUAAAUUAUGAGACAUUCCAAGCACUAUGCAACCCCCCUCAUUCAUGGAAUCUUCCAUCAAAACAUGAAGCCCCUCCUAAAAAACAAAUGGUCCAAAGAAUGGGUCAAUAUGUGAAAAACUCCUGGGAGUGAUAGGUGCGAGUGUGGGUACAAGUCUAGGUGUGGGUAUUUUGCUCUGUAUACUGUGCUCUUGUUGGAAAAGACAACGUAAAGUCAGAUAUCAACACUACAGGGAAGUGGAAAUGAGAUAGCACCUACAGCAGCUGAGCACCAGAAUAAUACCUGCAGCACCAGACUAGCACAUAUAGUAAUUACUUGGUCAGACCUCAACCCCCCCCCACAUUUUCCAUUCUCUUCAUGACAAAGUUUGGAAUGUACUAUUGGGGAACAGAGAUUUAAUGCAAUGCUUAUUUAUACCAGAACUGUAGCUCAAAUAGCCUUGCCCAAGUUGGUAUUUUUUGAGAUAGCACCUGCAUUACCAGACUAGCACAUAUAGGAAUUACUCGGUCAGAUCCCAAUCCCCCCCCC
Owenia fusiformis is the source of this 1658-nucleotide messenger RNA. The record is from the annotation of a GenBank genome assembly. NCBI's taxonomy places the organism in Eukaryota, Metazoa, Annelida, Polychaeta, Sabellida, Oweniidae.